This is a messenger RNA of Colletes gigas, 1109 nucleotides long. RefSeq names its product peroxisome biogenesis factor 2 (gene Pex2). Bases 208 to 1077 code for a protein of 289 amino acids. Gene Ontology annotation, biological process: protein import into peroxisome matrix. Gene Ontology annotation, cellular component: peroxisomal membrane. Gene Ontology annotation, molecular function: zinc ion binding. The record is from RefSeq and is a predicted model, not a curated record. NCBI's taxonomy places the organism in Eukaryota, Metazoa, Arthropoda, Insecta, Hymenoptera, Colletidae. The transcript is spliced from 3 exons.
CCACGACGGUCAACCAAACGUACACCGGACGUGUUCGAUCACUCGACGAAUCGACUUCGAUUACUAUCGUGACAUCGAUGCUCUUCAACUUCCGGCGAACCGCGAACCGAUCAUCUCACGCAAUAUAACCUUCCAAACAGAGAUUACGGGACAUGCAGGAUGGGACUUGAAAUCCAAUAAACUCCAGAACGAAAUAAACGAGCAGCAAUGCCGGCGUCGCCUUACGUAUCGCGAGUUAACCAGAUCGACGCCGUGCAACUGGACGAGGAAAUCUACAAGGUGCUGAGAAGCCAAACGAAAAAAAUUACGGAAUAUCAACCGAUAGGCAACGUCGAUCGGUGGCAGCCAGAGAUCGACGCGCUUCUCAAGUUUUUCGUCUGGUUUUUCUCGCUGCGUCGCGGAAAAUCGACCUUCGGCCAACAACUGCUCAAUUUGCAUUACGAGCGUAUCGAUCGUACAAAGUCCAUUCUGUACUUGAUUUUAACCAUCGGGCCAGCUUACGCGCGUGACAGAAUCGUGGCCGGCGCCUCGAAUCAAUCGCUAAACACGUUCUUCGAUCGUGUCGCGAACGUCGCGAAGCUGCUCGAAUUUAUCAAUCUGUUGAUCUUCUUGCAUCGCGGAACGCAGCCUCGAAUCAUCGAAUAUUUCCUCGGUAUCGCGAGUCAUUCCACGACCACCCACAAGCCAAGAAUCAUCGGAUAUUCGUACAUGACCAGGGAACUUCUUUGGCACGGUUUGAUGGAGUUAUUUACCACCGGUUUACCGCUGAUCAACUUUCAUUAUUUGAAAUACGCGCUAAAAAGGAUUUUCCCGCGGAGAAGUCGACCAGCGGUUCUGGUGUCGUUCCCCACCAUGGAUUCGACGACCAAAUGCUGCUACUGCAACGAUUCUCCGAUCUUGCCAACGCACGCGGGCUGCGAGCACAUCUUUUGUUAUUAUUGUUUAAAGGCUCACUUCACGGCCACGAACGAAUUUCAAUGUCCAGCGUGCGACACGCAGCUCUACGUUGAAAAUAUGAAAAUGUACGAAGCGACGCCGACACCGACGCCGACACCGAUGCUCGAACACGCUUUGUAAAUUCGACUGUGUACGACAGCGACACGAAUCUA